Molecule: messenger RNA, 1773 nt
Organism: Diachasmimorpha longicaudata
Lineage: Eukaryota; Metazoa; Arthropoda; Insecta; Hymenoptera; Braconidae
Product: RING-type E3 ubiquitin-protein ligase PPIL2
Exons: 7
Coding region: 155-1711 (518 amino acids)
Biological process (GO): protein peptidyl-prolyl isomerization; protein folding; protein polyubiquitination
Cellular component (GO): catalytic step 2 spliceosome
Molecular function (GO): peptidyl-prolyl cis-trans isomerase activity; ubiquitin protein ligase activity
Source: RefSeq, a predicted model, not a curated record
AAUUACUGUAUUUUGUACACAAGUACGACAUUAAAAAGUGUCAUAAAAAAAAAAUUAAGUGAAUAUUAUUGUAGUGAAGAGUGGUGAAAACUAAUUAGAAUUUCGCGAGCGUUUGGAGAGUUCUGAAAAGGCGUUUCAGAAGAAAUCUACAAAAAUGGGGAAGAAGCAGCAUCAAAAGGAUAAAAUGUACUUGACGUACACCGAGUGGACGACUCUAUAUGGUGGAAAGAGGACAGGGGACGACUUCAAAACGUCAGAAGAUACAACUUUUCGACAUUUACCCUUUAAUCACUGCUGUGUGAGCUUACAGCCCUUCGAGCACCCUUACUGUGACUCUCAGGGCAAUAUUUUUGAGCUGGAGCCACUUUUAAACUACAUCAAACAGUUUAAACAUAAUCCAGUGACUGGCAAACCCAUCGACGUCAAGAGUUUGAUCAAAUUAAAUUUUUCAAAAAAUGCUGAAGGUGAAUACCAUUGUCCAGUGCUAUUCAAAGUAUUCUCACGACACACGCAUAUUGUCGCUGUUAAAACUACUGGAAAUGUUUUCUCCUACGAGGCGGUGGAACAGUUAAACAUAAAAACAAAAAACUGGAGGGAUUUAAUCAAUGACGAACCUUUUACCAGAAGUGAUUUGAUUACGAUUCAGGACCCAACUAAUGUGUCAAAAUUCAAUCUCUCGAGAUUUCAUCACAUUAAAAAUAAUCUCAGAGUGGAAGAUGCAGAUACCGUUCGAGAUCGUAAAAAUCCAAAUGCAAGAUUGAAAACAAUUUCCAUGGAAACACGAGAGACUUUAGCUGAGUUGAAAAGAGAUUAUAAACCAACAGAGAAAAAAGAGGAAGCAGCAGCAAUAGUUGCUGAUAAGUUUAAUGCGGCUCACUAUUCUACGGGUGCAGUAGCAGCAGGUUUCACGUCUACAGUAAUGCCUCGAGAAACUAUGCACAAAGCAGCUGUGGUCGAUGAAGAUCUGGUGAGAUACGAACGAGUGAAGAAGAAGGGAUAUGUGAGGAUUGUAACAAACUUCGGUUCAUUGAACGUAGAAUUGUUUGCUGAUCUAGUGCCUAAAACAUGUGAAAACUUCAUGAAACAUUGCCAAAGUGGUUAUUACAACAAUACAAAGUUUCAUCGAUCUAUAAGAAAUUUUAUGAUUCAAGGAGGAGAUCCCACGAAUACGGGAAAUGGAGGUCAAUCGAUUUGGGGGAAACCUUUUGCUGAUGAAUUCAAGCCGAAUUUAGUGCAUCAGGGUCGGGGCGUACUUUCAAUGGCCAAUUCUGGCCCGAAUACUAAUGGCUCUCAGUUUUUUAUUACAUUUCGAUCCUGUCGUCACCUAGAUCGUAAACACACGAUUUUCGGGAAAAUCGUAGGUGGAAUGGAGACUCUGAAUGCAAUGGAGAAGAUCGAAGUGGACAACAAGGACAGACCUAUUGAAGAUAUUAUUCUGCAAACAGCUCAGAUAUUUGUGGAUCCAUUUCAAGAAGCAGAUGAGCUCCUAGCUGCCGAGAGAGCUGAGGAGCUGGAGAGAGCUGCGAAAGAGGCUGAGCGAUUGAAAUCCGGGAGAAAAGCCGAUGAUGACGGUGUUCUAAAAGCUUACAGGUCUGGGGUAGCAAAAUAUCUCCAGCCAGGAUCCAGUUUAGAGUCCUCAAAGGUGGAGGGGCCUUUAAAGAAGAAGAGAAAAGGAGGUUCUCAAGUGCUGGACAACUUUUCUAGUUGGUGAAUCAGAGGAAACUCCCAUUUCCGAGUGUUACACCAUCAAAAUUAAUUUUCUGUGAAUAAAUG